UAUCGUUGUAUCCAUUGUCCAAACUUUUAAAGUUUUUUUUUCCGUUUACUAGUUUUUUUUAAUCGGGUUUCCAAACAAUUUUUUCCACGGAUAGCCCCAAGACAACCGCUGUCUCAAAGGAAGAAGAGAUUGAGAAUCAAUUGUUGACAACAAGUGAAAGAUUUWUUUUUCUCUGAAGCAAUUCUAUUUAUUCAUUGUUUAUUCAAAUUUAUGGCAUUUSAAUAAUGGCAAUUCUAUCAAAAAUGAAAAUGGUAAGAUCUAAACUGGAUCAAAUUUAUACCAAUAAAAUUUAUUUUUAAGUAUUAGUUUACAUAAAAUUAAUGUUGUACUAAUAAAAUGGGCGAUGGAAAAUAUAAUGGUACCAAUUCUCGCAUGAAGAGAACUACCUAUGAUGAAGAUAAAGCUUUCAAAGAUGAACCACCUUUAAAAUCACAGCGUUUAUAUCAACUAUUUAAUGAUGAUCAACAUUUUCAAGGUCCAGUUGAUUUUCAAUAUGAAAAUACUGAAGUUACUGAACACAAUUAUAAAAGAAUUUCAGCUACAACUGUUUAUAAGAAACUACAGGUAUUAGAAAUUAGGGAUAAACUUUUACGUGCAUCUACUACGCUGCCAAUUAAAGAAGUUAAUGUUGAUGAAAUCAAACCAAUGGAAGGUACUUGUCCAGAUAUGUGCCCAGAAAAAGAACGUCUACUGCGUAUACAUGGUAAUAUGGUUUCACAGUUUGAAUGUAAAAUAAUUGAUACAAAAUUGGAACCAGUUUAUGAAAUGAUGGUAAAACAAUAUGCUAGAAGUUCUGCUGACCAAGCUAAUCCAUUAUCUCAAGAACUGAGACCAACACCUGUACUUGUAAAGACCAUGCAUUAUAUGCUUAAAAAUAUAAUAUAUCCAAUUGAAUCUAACAUUGAACAAGAUUUGGCCAGUUGGUAUGAUUUUUGUUGGGAUCGUUUACGUGCGAUACGAAAAGAUAUUGUUCAACAAAAUUUACAGAAUUCGGAAGUUGUUACAAUACUUGAACAAAUUGGUCGUUUUCAUAUUGCUUGUUAUGACUUGUUGCUUGGCUAUUCAGGCUUUGAUAUCAAGUUAAACACAGAAAACUUAAAUAAUUGCAUUCAAAUGUUGAUGCCUAUGUAUAGAGAUUCAGAACAUCAAUGUACAAAUGAACCAGAGUUUGUGUCUUAUGAGUUACUUAUGCAUUUAGGAAAUCCACAAUUUCAUACAGCAUAUGAUUUAUUACCAAUUCAUAUAAAACAAUCGCCUCAAGUGAGAUUCUGUAUUAAUGCCAACACAAUCUAUUUACAGUCAAGUGACUGUAAAGAGUUUUUCAAUUUACUGAGAAGUACGACUUUUAUGAAUUGUUGUAUAUUACAAAGAGUUAUUCCAAGUAUUAGAUAUAAUAACAUAAAAAUGAUGAAUAUGUCAUAUACAACUGUCAAAAGAGUUUAUAAGCUUGAAAUGGAACAUUUUAUGGAAAAACUAUGUUUUGACGAUACACAAUUGGCUCAAGAGUUUUUUUCUGAUAUUCAGUUACAAUAUGAUGAACGGUAUGUAGACCUUUCRCGUAAUAUAGACAUACGCGCGCCUGAGCUUAGAAGACAAAAACAGGAAUUCAUUAUUUCUGAAAAAAGACAAAAUUUAACAUACUUAAUAUCUGGAGUAGAAAACAUGCCUGAUGUCAUAAUCACCCCAGUUCAUUCAAGCUUUGAUGAUUAUGAUCGUUUUUAUGAUGAUGCUAACAAUGAAGUAAACAACAAAGAUCUACACAAUGAAAUAUCAAAUUCUCAAAUGGAAGAAGACACUUAUCCUUCAAUAAAUUCAAAAGAUGAUGAUACAAAUGAUCAAUUAUUCUCAACUACUCCAAUACAAACCCCAAUUUUAGAAAUACCUACUUUCACUUUUGAUUUGCCCAAGUUUUCAUUACCUACUCAAUCUCAAAAACCACUUUCCAAUUUUGAAGUACAAUGGAAGCCAACCCCAAAAUUAAGUAUUUUCCAAGAUAUUAUUAGCACAGACAAAUCAAAUCUAUCAUCAAAUUCACAUGUAACAAGCAAUAUAACAAGUCUUCCAGUAACAAUUUCUCAUGAUGUAUUUAUGAAACCUUCAUGCCAAAGUAAUAUGAAUAUAAGUCCUAUUCAGACACAUUCUAAAGUUAAUUUAAAGGAAAAACUAGAUGUUACACAAUCAAUAGAACAUCAAACUAAUCUUACCAAAAAAUAUUUUUGCAAAUGGCAAAAUUAUGUUAAUUGUAAGAAAUCUAAGUAUAUUGAAGAUAUGUUUGCACAUGGUGAUCUAUUUCAUUCAGAGUGUAUUUCAUCAUUGUCUUCAUCUCCAUCAUCAAUGAAGUCUCUCAGUUAUGUCGAUGAAGUUAUCGAAAUUCAAGAAGAAUCAAAAGAAUGGUUAAAUAAACAGUAUAUUUUGGCAGAAAAGUAUUUCUAUAUUUGGCUACGAAAAGUUUUACGUAGAAGAAGAAAGAUUGAAAUUGAUCCUGUAUGUAGUUUGCCAUGGUCAGUAUUUAUGCAGGUACAUGGCACACCAAAAGAGACAUUACCAGUUACAAUAAAAGAUUUAAAGUCAAAGAAACAACUAAAAAUUCCAAUACAUCAUUCAUUAAAGAGCUAUUAUUCUACAGAAUAUGAUAUCAGCCUUCAAAUGGCUAAUAUAUUUGUCAAAAAUGUUAAAGAUAUGAAAAAAGAUGGAUCUGUUGGAAAAAAGAUAUUUUGGAAAUUGGCAGUUAAUUAUGGUGAUACACCAGAGCCUUAUUGUAUAGAAAAAAAAGUACUGACUAUUAUUUAUGGUAAAUUAGGAUUUAGUAACAAUCAAAUACAAACUAUACAUACUGAUUGUAACUCAUUUUUCAUAAAAACAGUACAUAGUUGUAUUGGGCAAUUCAACUGGACAAACAACGGUUUGAACGCAGCUCUUAUUUUCACAAAUACGGAUAAAGAAAAUGUUGAGACGUUAUUUAAACGCGUUGAUUCAAUUUUGCAGUCAACUCCGACAGCAAUUCCUUUAGUUAUGAUAUUUUCUUCAAGGUCGAAUGAAGAUAGUAUGAAACAUUACGAAUAUGUUUUAGAUGGGUACAAAGAAAAUGAAUAUAUUAAUAAUUACUCUGUUUACAUGUGGGAUGGACCAAAAACCAUUUUAGAAUCCAUUGAAUUUUUUUCUAAAAAUUAUGUAGACUUUACUCCUGGUACGCGUACAGAAAAAUUAUAUUACAAUUUACUCAAUUUUUCUCAACAUUUCUUUGUAAAAGUACGUAGUAUAUUAGCUGAUGAUAAUCCAAACACUAUUAUCAAAAAAUACAAUCAAUGCUUGGAUGCUUACAUUAAACGUUUGGGUAGAAGUAAUCAAAUAUUAACAGAUUUGGCACCCGACUUGGUUCCAUAUUACACCCAAAAUCCUGAUGAGUUUUCGAAACAACAUUCAAACUUGAAUCUGAAAUAUUUUGAAGAUUUACUGAAUAAUGCACACCUAUUGUCAUUUGAAUCAUGGCCACCUAAUAAUGUYGAUGAUUUAAUUGAUUAUGUCAAAAAUAUGUGUAGACUUUCAAACCGUAGAUCUUGGUGUUUAGACAUAUUGCAAAUGCUUCAGUUACAUAGAAAAGCCGAUUUGGAAUACUGUUUAUUGAAUGCCAGUUGGUAUGAACCAAUCGAAAUGUGGAUUGAAGGUACAUUAGAAAAGGUUUCUACUGCACAGAAUGAUUUCACCGUAUUUUACAAUGGUGACCCAAUCAAGGAUGUACUGAAUAUGAUAUUUCCAGACUGACAAUAAAUAUAUUCAGCUUUUAUUAGUUAAAAAUGACCUAAACUAUUGUGAAUUCAUAAUUUUCCAUAACAUAUAUCAUAUGCUUCUAUAUUAGCUGGUCUUAACUAUUAAUAUUUUCAAUAUUAGAUGUAUAUUUUUAAAUAUAAUUGUUGGAGAAGCUAAUUUAAAUUGUUUUCACUAUGUUAAGUUGACAAAGGAUAUUUUUGCUUAAAUAUAGACUUUAAAUUUAUUCUUAUUUAAGUCCAACUUUAAAAUUGUGUUUCCUUAUAGCUAGAAAUUAUGACAAUUACAAUUAAUUCAUAUCCUUAGUCAGUGGUUCUCAAGCUUUUUUGGUUCACAGCACAUUAUAUUACAUCACAAGUUUUUGCGACACUCAAUACUAGUGUAAUGAAAUAAAUUACUGUUUUUAAUAUUUUUUUACCAGCAUAAUUACAAAUAUCAGAAACUUCUCACGGCAGUCGAUCUCUCAGCUCAGUAUUGUGCCGCGACACACCGGUUGAGAACCACUGUCCUAAGUGUUGGGUAGCUUAGUAUAUAAUAACUACCAAUUGUUCAGGGUCGGGAAGUAUCAAAGAUAUAAUUGUAACUUGUAUCAUGAUUUAUCUUUUUAAAGUAUCAAGUGUUAUGAAUCGUAAAAUUUAAUUUUGACUCGAUGAAUUUAAUAAAUGUAACAAUGUUACA
Molecule: messenger RNA, 4443 nt
Organism: Diuraphis noxia (Russian wheat aphid)
Lineage: Eukaryota; Metazoa; Arthropoda; Insecta; Hemiptera; Aphididae
Biological process (GO): mRNA export from nucleus
Cellular component (GO): transcription export complex 2; cytoplasm; nucleus
Source: RefSeq, a predicted model, not a curated record